Molecule: messenger RNA, 3006 nt
Organism: Eublepharis macularius
Lineage: Eukaryota; Metazoa; Chordata; Lepidosauria; Squamata; Eublepharidae
Gene: NHERF4
Product: NHERF family PDZ scaffold protein 4
Exons: 10
Coding region: 362-1627 (421 amino acids)
Biological process (GO): protein localization to plasma membrane
Cellular component (GO): apical plasma membrane
Molecular function (GO): signaling receptor binding; protein-membrane adaptor activity
Source: RefSeq, a predicted model, not a curated record
AUUACUAUAAACAUGCACAAGCCAUAAUCAUGAAGCCAGAGUGAAGCCAAGUAUGCCUCUGAGCAUGUGCGGUGCGCACACUACAAUUUACUUGCACACCUGUCUUCCAGUGCUGCAGGCAGUUGCUUCCCUUUGACCUCCCCUUUUUAGAAGUGUAGUAGGUAUCUUGCAGAUCUCUCUCUUGCUAGGCUCAUUUUUAUUUCCGUGAUCCGCUCCUGGGAUGGGAAGGAGGCAGCAAACUGAAGACUCUCUCCCUGUUUAAACAUUAAACUUCCGUGAAUUCUUCAAGAAGGCGGGGUCUGCUCUCCAGUUUAAGCUGCCACUUCAUUCUGGACCUUGUCCCUAGAACGCUGAACCAGCCAUGAAGCAGAAGCAAGGACUUCCAGACACCACAGAGUUAACCCUGAAAUUUGAAUUUAACCCCAAAGAUGGGAUCGACAACCCAGUCCUGUCACUGGCGGAGGACUCUGGGCCAGAGGGGUUGUCACAGCUGCGCUUCUGCUUUCUGAAGAAAGAAGAUGAGGAGAGCUUUGGUUUCUGGCUGCGUCAAGAGGUGGGCAACAGCGGGCAUCUCAUACGGCAAGUGAAGCCAGGGAGCCUGGCCCACCGCAAAGGGCUGAGGGAAGGCGACCGGAUUCUUGAGGUGAACGGCGUGUACGUUGAUGACAUGGAGCAUUUUAGGGUGGUGUGGAAGAUCCAGAGCAGCGGCAAGCAGGUCUCCCUGACUGUUUUGGACGGGAAUGCCUACAGCCUGGCCAAAGCCCUGGAUCGGAACCCGGCCCAGUUCUUGCCCCCUUACAACAGGCCACGGCUGUGCUGUGUGGCCAAGGAUCAAAACGGUUUCGGCUUCAGUGUUUCGGCACCAGAAGGUGUGAAAGGCACCUUCCGAAUGUCUGUGCUAAGAAACGGGCCAGCCGAUAAAGCAGGAGUGCCGGAUGGUUCGUGGCUUCUGGAGCUCAAUGGAAUGAGUGUGAAGAACUGGACAUAUGCUGGGCUUAAUAAAAAGCUCAAACAAAGCAGCAGCCCCUUGGGCCUCCUGGUCAUAGAAGCAGAGUCAGAGGACUUCUACCAACAGCGCAACAUCAAAAUCACGGCAGCCCUGGCCGACACCUCCUGGCUUCCCUUUGAAGUGCGGAAGCUGCCGAUGGUGAGAGGGCCCAGUGGCUAUGGGUUUCUGCUGAAAGAAGAACGAUGCAGCUCAGGAAAGAAGGGGCAGUUUCUGAGGGAGGUGGAUGCUGGGCUGCCAGCUGAGAAAGCAGGCAUGAGGGAUGGCGAUCGCCUCCUGGGCGUGAAUGGAGAGAGCACUGAAGAUCUGGACCACCAUGGAACAGUAUCUAAAAUCCGUGCGGACAGGAAGCAGGUGACACUGCUGGUCAUAGAUGCAGAAGGGAGCAAGUUCUAUGAUUUGGUUGGAUUGUCACCUCUCGUUUUCUACGAUGACCAAGAUGCUCUGACCGGAUCGACUGCCACCUGUACUUCCUCUUCUUCUAGCACGCUUCAGGAAAAUAGCACCUCCACCUUCAUUCCUUGUCAUCUCGAUAUGGACCACCACCAGAACGCCCGGCCAUCCAGAGAUGGCUCAUGGGACUUCUCCAAAGAGGUGACGAUGUCCUCUGUGGAAGUCUAGGGGGAAUGUCCAGUGACCUCCCUUCACACUCUUUUCAUUGGAGCAAGAUGGACUGAGCCAGCCCUUCUAGGGCCUGCCAGAUCAUCGUCUUCAUCGCUGCAAGCACCAUCGAGUCCCAGCCCUGGAAAAGUUCCUGUUUGUGGUAGACAUAAGUGACAUUUGCACUGACGCUGCCAACUUUGCACUUUGAUUUUUCCCUGCCCUGACUUUCCCUGUCCCUCUGCUGCCUCAUCGAUGGCUCCUUCUUUACACUCCAAAAAACUUCAUGUGGAUUCUUACAAUGGGUCCCUGGAUUGAAGUUCCCCGGGGAGAAGGAGCAGAGAUUUGUUCAGAGCAGGAACCAACAGGACUCCUUGGAGGUCCAUGACAGCUAAUGGGAAACCACCCUCUUGGCUGUGACUAAACUGCAAAGGAAGUUCCCAUUUUGCAGCCCAAUGAUGAACUCUCUCUCCUCCCAUCAAGUUUUAGUGAAAAUAGUUCCACACACACACACCCUCCUCACCAGGAAUAACUAAUGCCUGCUAUUCAAAACACGGAUUAAGAGCUGUCAGUGCUGUUGGAUGCAGAAGUUCUUCUCCCUAAUCUAAGUUAUGCAAGAGAAGUUUUUUGCUUACUGAAGGAAAGGCACUCUGCACAUGCUUAGAGGCACACCCUUUUUAUUGCUUUAUGUAGUCCCGAGGCUGAGUGCAGUUUAAGUGGUGAUACUAAACCAUGUGGAUGAUAUGGGGGACUUGGCGUCAUGCUCUGGAGAAUGGCCCAUCAGAUCUCCAGUGGGUUGAGUCCGAACUCCUUGAGCCGGUCCUUAUACUCCAUAUGGAGGGUUGUGGCCUCCUUCUCCCAGCCCAGUUUGGCAGUCUGCAGUUUGGACAGCACAAGGUCCAGGCUGCCCUGAGGAGAGGAAGAGCAACAGGCAGUAAGAGGGAGGCUAAGACGAGGGGUCUAUGAAUUCCGGGACUGCCUGGUAGGAAUGCAGCAGAAUGGAGCUGGUGCAGAAUGGCUGUUGCCCAGUCACUUGGCUGAAUCUGCAAGGAUGUCUGUUGCAAAGGCCUUUCGAUGGUCAAACAAUGAAUGUUCAAAUGCUAAAGGCCAGCUUUCAAGUUACACGGGACAUUUUUUCCCCCCCAGGCACAUGCACUGAAAGCAAAAACCCUUUUGCAGGGCUUUUUUUCUGGGAAAAAAAGUGGUGGAACUCCGUGGGUUGCCAGCACAGGGGCAAAUCCUGGUGGGAGGUGGUGCUCCUGGUACCACAUGUGCACGUGCAAAGUGCGCGCAUGCUUCUGGGACCUCGCAAUGACGUCACUUUGGGUCAGCUGGAACAAGGGGGGAGUUUUUUAAAGUUGAAAUCGUCCUCAGCAAAAAUGGUCACAUGGCUGCUGGCC